UUAGCAUUGUCAUAGUAUUUAUUACUACAAUUAAAGUAAGCCAUCGUUGAUCAUACAUUAAAAAUCUAGAUUCUAGACUUUCUGAUUUCUGCUUAUAUUUAUUAUUUGUGUUUGAUAAAUUAUUAGUGAUAUGGUUGUACAGCAUUAGUAAACAAAAUUAACAUAAAAUUACCUGGCUUUCGACGUUUAGGUGCGUCAAAGUGAUAGAUUAUACCGAUGUUUCGCACUGCAUUCCAGCAGGCAUCUUCACGGUAAUAUCUACUACUUCGAUGUGACUCAAAAUAGAAAGCCAAUAAAGAUUUUUUUUAUAUCUGCUUAUAUAUUUUUUAUGUGGCUUAAAUAAUUUUCAUGGUUUUUGAAUUACAGUUGAUGUAUUAAUGCACAAAGCCUGUUAAUUUUCAUGAUCUGUAUCACAUUAUUAUUAUUAUGUACAUGCAUAAAGUUAAAACCACCUCUUUUAUUCUGUGGAGCAGGACGAACUAUCCAAAGGAAAAAGGUGGCAUGAGUGGUAGGCAACAAUGCACCAAUGCAGUUUUCAUAAUCAUAUAUUUCUCACAUCAGAUAUACAACAUCAAUUAGGCGGUGUAACUUGGCGAUGCGAUACAACUGGUACCAGUCCACGGUUGAAGGUUGCCUAAGAAUCAAACAACUAACACCACUUUCCGCGAAGACAUCAUGCUCCCAAAUGUAAAGCAUUUAUCCAUAUGUACGGCAAAGUGUAUGCUAUAUAAUGGAAAAUUUUUUGAUUGACAUGUACAUCUUAAAUCUCGCAUCCACGUGAAGUGCUUAACAUUCUCAAGUUGCAUUUCGAGGCUCUUACCAAAAAAUGCGUUUGUAAGUUCGUUAACCCAAAGUUAUUUGUAACUAGCUAUGGAUGUUCGGCCAGUGCUGCGCUCAGAGCGAAAGUUAGCAGGCACCAGUGAGCAAUGGUCAAAUCGGUGCAUUUAAAUAGGUGUAACGUUCAAAACUGCCCUCCGGUACAGUUCCUCACAAAAAUCUAGCAACUGCAGCACUAGCCAAAAGAUUUUACGCACCACAAACUUACGAGUGCAAGUCUUACGAAAAACGUAAAGGCAUGGCAGUAAUAAAGAGACAUAACUCAUAGCGCUGCACCAAAACCAAUUGCGUAAACACGCCAAAAUAGAUCACUGUUCAUGAACGGCGGGUUGCAAAAGUUUAAUGCACUCAACAGGCCUGAAGCUUGGCCUAAAGUAGUCUUUUGCUGACGCUUAGUUGUAUUGUCCUUGACCACUCUCUGGCAAGACGUCGUUCCAGAGAAAUAGCUGCCGUGUCGGGUGUUACAGUAAUAUAUAUUACUGCACUCUAGUAGGUAAAACUUAAACUAAUGUUGCAGCAGCACACUCUAGCAGACGAUGUGUGUACUACGACACUAGCACUCCUAGUAUCGAUUAUUGAACACAUUUUGGCGGCAGCACCCUCUAACAGUCGGUUUGUUCAAAAUCUUUCCUAGUAGCACGUACUUAAAAUAAAAAUGGCGACAGCCUACUAAAUAUGAUGUUAGUAUUCCUUUAAAUUAAAAAAAAAAUUACAAGUCCGAAUAUGUGUGUUCUUUUUUAUAGACCUUAAAUUCUCAGUCUGGUAAAUAUCUCGAUGUCCUUGGGGUCAAAGGCUUAUUUUUUCCAUUCCAAAGGUCCAAGCUGUCAUGGUUCGAAUCACCUCGCUUCGAAUGUAUUUUGUAGAAAACAUAAAUUUCAUAUAUCGAUAAGGGUCAUAACAGCACUGGUAGGUAAUGGAACAUCGAAAUUACGUGUAUUUAUAGAGCAAUGCUGACACACUCUAGGAACAAACAGCAGAAACAAAGAUGGUGGACUUAACAUCAUUCAAGUUGACGACCUCCAAAGAACAAAAAGAACUAUUUGGCUGCUGUGACAUCAUCCAAGAUGGUGGCCACAAUAAGACCAAAAAAAACCUCCAGCAGACUAAAACAAGAUAGCGGCUGUGACAUCAGAAUUGAAAAAAAGUGGCUGUGUACAGUAUGGCGGCCUCCAGCUGACGAAUACAAGAUGGCCAUCGUGAUGUCAUCCAAGAUGGUGAACAUGAUGUCAGAAUCCAAGGUGGUGGAAGGUUCUUCCGUGGCAAAAAAAAAGCAACGAUCGUGAGUGGGGUACUGGAUUUCAUUAUGACGGAAUUAAAGAUCACACACGAGGUAAAAUAUCAAGGUCAAGGUCAAAGUCAAUUGUAAAGGUCAUGGUUAUUCGAGACGGCUGUCGUGACGUCACAAUCCAAGAUGGCCGACAUCAACACACACACCACCCAGAACCCAGGUGCAGGACCGACAUUUAUACACUACACUUAUGUUUUCAGUUAGCAUCCUGUCGUUCGCCCAAGGCAAUUUGAUGGGUUGGAUAUCACUAAUACUGCCUCUCCUCCAGUCACAGGACACCCCAGCAGCAUUCCCGCCAAUAGGGGACGAGGAAGCCUCGUGGAUUGGCUCCGUCAGCAGUUUGGCGUCGAUUUUGUACAUCCCCUUAAUCUUGUACAUAGAUGGCGGCCGUAACGAAAAUUACAACGGUUACGUAACAAUUCAAAAUGGCGACUAUGGCAUCCUAAUUGUCAAGGUCAUGACCUCAGCGUCUUAUGGCGGCUCUUAGAAGCGGACUUUAAGCUGCUUUGCGGACUUUUCACGCCGCUGGCAUUUUUGAGGACUAAAAACGGGAAAUUCUUCCUUAAAACGGGAAUUUUUCCCUAUAAAUAGGGAAACAAAUUUUUUUCUUCCAAUUUUUGAGAUUUUUUGGCAGAAUAUGUUCCCUAAAAACUGUAAAUUUUGGCGGAUUUUUGGUAUAUUUUGAGGAAUUUUUAGUAAUUUUUAGAAAAUUUAGAAGGUCAAGGUCAAAGGCAUAUCUGAUGGCUGCCUUGAUGUCACAAUUUAGAGAUGGCGGACACCGCCACCGACCCCACACCCUAAACCCUGGACCAGUAUGCCCAUUUAUAUACUACUACGGACGAGUUUUGAAAUGGCGGAAACAUAUAUGGCAGGUGUGACGUAAGCAUUAAUUAUAUUAAAAUUUUAUUUAAAUUGUAAUUAACACAUUUUUUAAAUUUUUUUAAAUAAUAAAUUACAUUUUUAUUCUCGCCGGGAAACGAAACCAGGACUGAACUUGAUUAAGUAACUAAACAUUUGAAGUAAGCAAUUACUUUUUAUACAAUUUUUGGAUUUUUUUAGGAAUAUUUUUGGGUCAAAAAUUAAAUAAUUUCAAGUUUAUGGUCAAGGUCAAGGCUUUGUUUUUUGUCAUUUUAAGGAUUGGAAGCCUCUCAGAGGACAGUUAAGCCUCCAGGAGGAAAAUUAAGCGUCCGGAGUUGUUUUAGGAAAAAAAAAAUGGAUUUUCCCUCUCAAAAUAGGGAUUUUUUAUUUUAUUUUAGAAAUUUGAGGAAUUUGGACCAAAUUUGACACCAUGAUGGUUUCCGUGACGUCAGAGGCCGGUCUGCUCCAUGCUCUACAGUCUUAUACGUGCCCCAGAAGCCCCAUUAUUAUACUACUAGGGUAUUUCUGCAGAUGUUCUAAGAUAAAUAAAAGUCUGACUUUUGGCAGCUUUCUAUUACGCAUUUUAAAUUAAUGAUAGCAAAAUCCUAAGAUGUAGACAACACAAUUCCUCUCUUUAUAUCAGCAAGACGAAGUGAUAAGAAAUUUAUACUUUCGCAGCUCCUAGACUCGAAAACAAUGAAUCGAAUACUCACUAUCUGAUUAAAUGAAUAUUACUCAAUAUCUGCGCAUGUGCAUAAAUAAGAUAGGCUUGUAACUGCACGACAAUGGUAUCAUUAAACGUUUGAGAAGCAAGUGGAAACAACAGCACGAUGAAUAAGGAUACUAUAGUGGUGAUAACGCAAAACCUAGACAGGAGACAAAUGAGGAAAAACCAAUAUAUCUUAGCCGUAGUGGUGAGCAUCCUGUCGUUCGCCCAAGGCAAUUUCAUGGGUUGGAUCUCGCCGGUACUGCCUCUCCUCCAGUCAAAGGACACCCCAGCAGCAUUUCCGCCAAUAGGGGACGAGGAAGCCUCGUGGAUCAGCUCCGUCAGCAGUUUGGCGUCGGUUCUGUACAUCCCCUUGAUCUCGUACGUCGCCGACAAGCUGGGCAGGAAGUGGGCGGGUUACCUGGUCGCGGCGCCCUUCGUGACCUGUUGGGUGCUGGUUUUGUGCGCCGACUCCGUCGUCAUCAUGUAUGCCGCCAGGUGCCUAGGAGGUCUGUCUGCCGGUGGAGCCGGCAUACUAGUUCCGACCUUCAUCAACGAUGUGGCAGAAGAUGGCAUCAGAGGUCUUUUGGGAACAUUUUUUGGCUUGACGGUGAACCUGGGGACGCUGUACUCCUAUGUGGCGGGCUCAUAUGUGAGCUACUUGUGGUUCAACAUCAGCUGCCUCGUGGUACCAGUCGCUUUCCUUGUGGGGUUCUUCUGGAUCCCAGAAUCCCCUCUCUUCCUCCUGACGAAAGGGAAGGAGCAAGAAGCGAAGAGUACUCUCGCGUGGUUGAGGGAUGGCAGAUGCACAGAUGAAGAGUUUCUCCGGAUGAAAAUGAGGGCAGAAGAUUUUGUGAAGAAUAAACAAAAUAAGGUGACGCUAUCAGACAUAACGGACCGAGGCACAUUCAGGGCACUUUUGAUAUGCCUAGGAAUAAUGGCCAACGCAAGUCUUAGUGGCAGUGGCUCCAUCAUGGCGUACAGUGUGACGAUCUUUCAAGAUUCCGGAUCAACGUUGUCACCAAAUGUGUCCACCAUCAUCAUUGGUGCAAUUAUGGUCUUUGGUGGAUUUUUUUCGACAGUGGUGAUAGAAAAGAGUGGCAGGAGAUUACUUCUCAUAGCAGGCAACAUUACAAUAUCAGUUUGUCUAUUUCUACUAGGCUUAUUCUUCUACCUGAAAAACAGUGGUUCUGAUGUACACUUUAUUCAGUGGAUUCCCAUCACUAGCCUUUCUGGUUUUGUUUUCUGUUUUGGGUGCACUCUCGGCCCCAUUACAUUUAUUCUGACAACUGAACUACCAAGUGCCAAAGCAAGGGGAAUGGUUCAAAGCGUGUCCAUAAUCUUUGUUUCUGUGGCUAUGUUUCUGAUAACGAAGACAUUCACCAUCCUGUCUCAUUUGAUGGGAGCUUACGGGUGUUUCUGGCUGUACGGUAGUGUGUGUGUAUUGUCCUCUGUUGUAAUUUACUUAACAGUGCCGGAGACGAAAAAUAGGAGCUCAGAAGAUAUUGUAUCUCAGCUCAACAGUGAACAAUACAUAAUGUCUGUUAUUUCUCGUAAACACAUCCACACUGUGAAAAGUAUGAAAUAAGAUAUGGUUAUAGGACUUUCCAAGCUCGGGAAAAUUGUUUUUUAAAAAUUUUUUAACACAGCCCUUAACAAUAAUGUUAUGUGUGACCAUCCAGAAACCAUAAAGUGCAAGUCUUUUGCCCGGGAAGGUAUUUUACAUUAUAAAUAAAGGAAAACAUAUAUAUUAUUAUCGUUAUAUUAAUUAUUUCUAUUUAACUACUUGUUUUUACAAAGAUAUACAGUUUCUACGAUGAUAGAACAGUUAACUUUGCCAGACAUGAGCUUAGUUCGAGACAGCUUGGUUAAGGACAUGGUAGCAAUUCUCAGUUAUGAAAGGAAAUAGAAAAUGAAAACAGUUGAGGCCAAUAUCGAAACAUUUAAAGCUGUCCUGAGAGCCUCAAACGAUGACAAUAUUUUGGAUUUUUCCCCGUGCAUAUUUGCAUAUUUGCGGCAAUGUUGGUUAAGUAGUUUCCUUAAUAAAUAACCUUCCGCCUAGGUGAUACAAAUACCAUUCCCAACUGGUCACACCUGGAUGUGGUUUGCAAGUGUUGAGGUGGACGGUGCCGAGAGCUGAAGGAGUCUCGUGUUCUCUCAACAAGCAUAUUCGUCACGGAUCAAUCGUUUGUGAUCUUAGGAUUGUGUGUUUCCUACUGUUGAUAUCGAAGUAACUUGUUUAUAAGAUUUACUUCUAACUGAGAGUGCAAUAAAAGUAUAACUUAUUUAA
Messenger RNA from Bacillus rossius redtenbacheri, 5979 nucleotides. Its product is annotated as facilitated trehalose transporter Tret1-like. NCBI's taxonomy places the organism in Eukaryota, Metazoa, Arthropoda, Insecta, Phasmatodea, Bacillidae. Gene Ontology annotation, cellular component: membrane. The record is from RefSeq and is a predicted model, not a curated record. The coding region runs from base 3814 to 5277 and encodes 487 amino acids. Gene Ontology annotation, molecular function: transmembrane transporter activity. Gene Ontology annotation, biological process: transmembrane transport. The transcript is spliced from 4 exons.